AUGGCUAGAAGACCAGCUAGAUGUUACAGAUACUGUAAGAACAAACCAUUUCCAAAAUCUAGAUACAACAGAGCUGUGCCAGAUGCCAAGAUCAGAAUUUAUGAUUUAGGUAGAAAGAAGGCUGCUGUUGAUGAAUUCCCAUUGUGUGUCCACUUGGUCUCUAAUGAGUUAGAACAAUUGUCAUCCGAAGCUUUGGAAGCUGCUCGUAUCUGUGCAAACAAAUAUAUCACCAAGAUCUCUGGUAGAGAUUCUUUCCACUUGAGAGUCAGAGUUCACCCAUUCCACGUCUUGCGUAUUAACAAGAUGUUGUCAUGUGCAGGUGCUGAUAGAUUGCAACAAGGUAUGAGAGGUGCUUGGGGUAAGCCUCAUGGUUUGGCUGCUAGAGUUUCUAUCGGCCAAAUUAUCAUGUCUGCUAGAACCAAGGACUCUAACAAGGAUGUCAUUAUUGAAGGUUUGAGAAGAGCAAGAUAUAAGUUCCCUGGUCAGCAAAGAAUCAUUAUUUCCAAGAAAUGGGGUUUCACACCUUUGGAUAGAGAGGAAUACAUUGCUAAGAAGACUAACGGUGAAGUCAAGGAUGAUGGUGCCUACGUCAAGUUCUUGAGCAAGAAGGGUCCUUUAGAAGAAAACUUGAGACAAUUUCCUGAUUACCAGUAUGAAGCUUAA
Priceomyces carsonii is the source of this 663-nucleotide messenger RNA. It is a transcript of the gene RPL10, whose product is annotated as 60S ribosomal protein uL16. Lineage: Eukaryota; Fungi; Ascomycota; Pichiomycetes; Serinales; Debaryomycetaceae. The coding region runs from base 1 to 663 and encodes 220 amino acids. The transcript has a single exon. The record is from RefSeq and is a predicted model, not a curated record. Gene Ontology annotation, molecular function: structural constituent of ribosome. Gene Ontology annotation, biological process: ribosomal large subunit assembly; translation. Gene Ontology annotation, cellular component: ribosome; cytosolic large ribosomal subunit.